Messenger RNA from Spinacia oleracea (spinach), 2758 nucleotides. Its product is annotated as pentatricopeptide repeat-containing protein At2g30780. The transcript is spliced from 4 exons. The record is from RefSeq and is a predicted model, not a curated record. NCBI's taxonomy places the organism in Eukaryota, Viridiplantae, Streptophyta, Magnoliopsida, Caryophyllales, Amaranthaceae. Gene Ontology annotation, molecular function: mRNA binding; protein binding. The coding region runs from base 282 to 1823 and encodes 513 amino acids.
CGAACACUGUCACCCAAAUGGCCUAAAAGGCCCUCUUUCAAAAUCUCUACUCUCUAGUCUCUAGCCCUACUUCCUAAAACCCUAUUCACCAUAAUGGCCAUAUCUCCUUUGUUCUUCCCUCUUUCUUCACAAAAUCAAAUUAAUUUCCGCAAAUACCUCUUUAACAACCAUUUGCAAUGGCACCACAACAAUUGUAAUUUAAUUUAAUUUAAUUUAGUACCAUUCCAAAAUCCAACCUUUCUUCAAUUCCACCAAUUUAUCCCCUCUUUUCGUGUUUUUCAAUGAGGCUUCAAUGGCGGCUCCUCCGCCACUACCGGCAUCGCCACCGCCCCAACAUCCUCCCACCGCCACCCUCUUCUCCCUUCCUUUCUCUCCCUGAAUCCGCCGCAAAACCCACCUCAUUUCACCAUUGUUGUUUCUAUUCAUCUACUUCAGACUCUUCUCCUUCUACGAAUGCAUCUAGUUUUCCCAACACAGUUGGAAAUCUCGCUUGGAUAUUCACCUCUCCCGAUCACCGUAUACCGAAAAAGAAAGAUCAUUUAAUCCGUAAAGUUAAAGUGUUGAGAGAUAAGUUGGUUGAAACGUAUGACGGUGCUGCAAGUGCUUAUGAAUUGCUUGAAGAAAUGGGUUCGCCUCUUUUUGACUCUUACGAUGAUGGGUCUGCUUUGAUUGAGCUUUUGAGUCAACUUUAUGAUUUUCCCUCUUUAGCUGUUGAGGUUUUUAACUGGCGAAGAAGAAACGAUGGCUUAAGAUGUCCUAUCACUUCUGAAGAGUAUGCAAAGGGUAUUAUGGUUGCUGGUAGAGCUAGGGAUGUCGAACUUGCUGUGGAAUUAUUUACCGAAGCUGUGAACAACAAUGCCAAAACAUCGUCUACGUAUAAUGCAUUAAUGAGUGUUUAUAUGACCAAUGGUUUGCCAGAUAAAUGUCAAUCACUUUUUCGGGAGUUCAAGAUGGAAGAAUGUUGUAGUGCUACAAUUGUAACAUACAACAUCCUUAUUUCUGUGUUUGGUCGCUUGAUGUUGAUAUAUCAUAUGGAAGCAACACUUCAAGAGAUAUAUGACUCAGGCCUCUGCCCUAAUGUGGUUACAUAUAAUAAUUUGAUUGCUGGAUAUGUAACAGCUUGGAUGUGGGAUCGGAUGGAGAACACCUAUUUGGUAAUGAAGGAUAGGGGCAUUGAUCCCGAUAAUAACACUUACAUGUUAAUGCUAAGAGGCUAUUCACAUUCUGGCAAUUUGAAGAUGAUGGAAGAGAUGUAUGAGCUCGUAAAACAGCAUUUGGAUUUGGACAAUGUGAACUUAAUAAGAGCCAUGAUUUCUGCAUAUUGUAAGGGUUCUGGUAAGAAUAGAGUUGAAAGGAUUGAUGAAUUGAUCAGGCUGGUUCCGGAGCAAGAAUACAGACCAUGGCUGAAUGUUUUGCUUAUUAAAGUUUAUGCAGAAGAACAACUGCUUGAGAGGAUGGACAAGUUUAUCAAUGUUGCUUUUGAGAAAAACAUUGCAGUCAAUUCUGUGCGUGUGAUGCGUAAAAUUAUCACAGCCUAUUACCAUUCUAAUGCUGUUGAUAAACUCACUCAUUUUGUCAAGCGUUCAGAGUGUGCAGGAUGGAGAGUUUGUAGGUCCCUUUAUCACUGUAAAAUGGUUAUGUACGGAUCACAAAACCUCAUGGAGGAAAUGGAAAAUGUUCUUGCCGAAAUGGAGAAAAGUAAAAUUGACCCAACAGUGAAAACAUGGAGUAUUAUGAUCCAAGCUUACAGGACGUGGGGUCCUAGAUGUAAGCUUGAUCAAGUAAAAGGUUUGAUGUGCAAGUAUGGAUAUGGAAUUUCUUAAAAUGAUAGCCCUUCACGAGAGACAUUUAAUUGGGAUUAACAUGACAUUCUGAAGUUUGAGCAUCACCGUGCCAUUGUUCGCAACAGUUCAUCAUAUACUUCGUAUACCAGUGGAUGUCAGAUAUCAUUUGACAUGUGGUAUGCAGUAUACUGUCACAUAUGCGCUUUUCAUUUCGGAGUUUGGAUGGCUUUUCUGAAUCGAUUAGGUAACUCACUUGCUACAAUAUUUUUUUCUGCAAAGAAGCCAAUGCAUUGAUUCACUUUGAUAAGGAAUCCUAAUUAUCUUGGAGAGCUAGCAAGUAUGGACCAAUUAUCUUCCUGGAGGUAAAUUUCCUAGGAGCAUGCAAUGCCAGGCAUCAUCCGGUGUGAUGUAUGUAUGAAAUCCCGGUGUGUACCAUACUCAGUGAAGAGAUACGUUGGCAAGAUUGUUUCCUGUAUGUCAAUAUGAUUUGCCAGAGUUUCGUUACAGAAAAAAAAAACAGAAUACCGGCAUUAGAGUUUAGAAAGUUCGUACAUACAAAUUGGCUUAGUCGUUACUCCCAAUCAGUUGAAAUAUACAUUACCAGAUGAAAAUUUUGUAUUCUUUGCCAGAAACUAGAUGGCCGGAUGGCCAGGAUCAUUUGCCGCUUUCUGUUGUAGAUAUGUGACUUUGGAGUUGAAGAACAUAGAUGCUCUAGGAGAUUUUGGAAAAACAACAGUUAUUUGUUGGUUGUCAACAUUUGAGAACUCAACCUUCUGCCUUUUCAUUCUCUCUUUAAUUUCUCUGAAUAACAGGUUAGAUGUGAAAUGCUUAACAUUUUUUAUGAAAUGUUUCACCUUGUAAUCACCUUGUAAUGAUAUUUUUGUUUUGCGGUAGGGCGGGAGUAGCCAUUGUUUUAGAUACACCAAAUUUUGUGGUCUGAUUUUUCAAGCAUGGUUACAUUGUUUUAGUUUACA